Fonsecaea erecta is the source of this 681-nucleotide messenger RNA. RefSeq lists its product as hypothetical. The record is from RefSeq and is a predicted model, not a curated record. Lineage: Eukaryota; Fungi; Ascomycota; Eurotiomycetes; Chaetothyriales; Herpotrichiellaceae. The transcript is spliced from 2 exons. Gene Ontology annotation, cellular component: ESCRT III complex; multivesicular body. Gene Ontology annotation, biological process: late endosome to vacuole transport; protein transport; endosome transport via multivesicular body sorting pathway. Bases 1 to 681 code for a protein of 226 amino acids.
AUGCAAUCUUUCAAGGCAGUCUUCUUUAAGCCGGAUCCCCAGGAACAAAAACGAAAAUGCGAUAGCAUCAUCCGUAAAAACGUGCGUGCCUUGGACCGGGACAUUACCAACCUGAAGAUCACGGAACAGAAAACGAGGACAUUGAUAUUGAAUGCCGCAAAGAGGGGACAGAAAAACCCGUCCCAGGCGAAACAGGGCGCCGACGAAGCACGAAUAUUUGCUAGGGAAUUGAUCAAAGUGCGGAAGCAGUCCGGAAGACUACACACCAGCAAGGCGCAGUUGCAAAGCGUGCAGAUGCAAGUGAACGAGGCGUUUUCGGUCCGGAAGAUCGAAGGCAGUCUGAAGGCCAGCACUCGGAUCAUGAAAGAUGUCAACACGUUGAUCAGGUUACCAGAGUUGACCGGCACCAUGCAAGAGCUGAGCCAGGAAUUGAUGAAGGCAGGCAUCAUCGAAGAGAUGGUCGGUGAUGCUCUGCCCAAUGACGAGCUGCUAGAGGGAGAGGACGAGGAAGCAGAGACAGAAGUCGACAAGGUCCUGGGCGAGGUCUUGAAAGGAAGGCUGGGAACUCCCGAGCAGCAAGUUCCACAACUCCCAGUGGAAGCGGAGGAAGAGGAACCGGAAGAGGACCGAGAAGCAGAACUGGAGCAAAUGCGAGGGAGACUCGAGGCGUUGAAGAGCUGA